AUGCAUGCGGAUGAACCGGUUAAGGUAGUAGACAAGUUUGUCUACCUUGGCAGCUGUAUCACUCCCGGUUGUCUCACGAAAGAUGGUACUUCCAUCCGGACUGGUAAGGCCAGAGCAGCUUUUGUGAGCCUGUGUUACUUGUGGCGUAGGCUUAUCCGUCAAGGGUGGAGUUUACAAUGCUGGGUCUGGUGGGAUCACCGGAUCAGUAAUGCUGAAGUUCGUCGAAUAGUUUUCGCAAGAAGUAACUCGCCCACGAUAGAUGAACUGAUUACUCUCCAAAGCUUGCGCUGGCUUGGCCACGUGCUCCGUAUGCCAAUCGAUCGACUUCCUCGAAUUCUCUUUGCAGAACCAUGCGAAGGGUGGAAACGAGCCGAUUGCGCUGGUCACUACCGUCUUCCUGAGUGGGGAUCCCGAGGCGGGCCACAUAAAUGGCUAGAGACAUUGCCCAGUCCGCCCUCAAUGGCGCUCAUGUAUCCAAGGUAUUGCCUUCAAUGCAUAGCCCCCUUCCCAACCCCCCCGCUUAACAGCCCACUGACAGUGCUGUAUUUACGCACGAAUUUAUCAGCACCCGCGUCCAAUGCGCAGCUACAUACCCCACCUCCCCGAAUCAUCGGUCAACGAUACUGUAGCAGCUACAACCACUGUACGACAAUGUCUAGCUGCCAUGCCACCCAAAGGAAGUGCGAGUGCCAGGAUUCGUCCAGGUUACUCAAGUCUACACAAAAGAAGUCGAGAUGCCAGAGUCAGGUUCGAAUCAUGAACCCUCAAUGUCUAGCUGCCAUGCCACCCAAAGGAAGUGCGAGUGCCAGGAUUCGUCCAGGUUACUCAAGUCUACACAAAAGAAGUCGAGAUGCCAGAGUCAGUCCAUCACCUUUCUGCCCCGCACGCGGAGACGAUAAUAUAAAUGGAGAAGAUGCUCGAAGAUCACCUGUCGUCCCUCCGGGAGUCACGGCGGUCCAGUGCAUCGAUCUGGACGGUCUUUGUCUUGCCUCGAAGGGUCCAACAAAUGAACUGUCCUGUGGUCUGCUGAGCAGUGUGUACAAACAUGCACAAAGUGUCGAGGAUGUGGAUGACUUUCCUGUUGUGGUUAUCGAACAAGAUUCUAGGAUCACUUCGUAUGGACGAAAUUAUUGGCAAAAGCGUGCGACCGCUAACACAUGGAAUGGGAAUGGACCAUUCAGUUCAGUGGGUCCUCAACCAAAGCAUUUGGCUCAAAAGCUUAACCGCAAGGCAGCGGUGUUUGGCGGGAAAUGCAAAUGCAUCACCGUUUCUACGGAACAAGUCGCCAGAUGUUCCAACCCCAACCCGGAGGGCCAGGUGACUGUGUUCGUCAGACCUCUAAUCAUUGAUCAACCUGAUAUGAGAGACUCUGUGAGUGUCACCGGGACAUUCCCCAGUAUAACUCAGUGGAUCGCUGAGGGUCCUCAACCAAAGCAUUUGGCUCAAAAGCUUAACCGCAAGGCAGCGGUGUUUGGCGGGAAAUGCAAAUGCAUCACCGUUUCUACGGAACAAGUCGCCAGAUGUUCCAACCCCAACCCGGAGGGCCAGGUGACUGUGUUCGUCAGACCUCUAAUCAUUGAUCAACCUGAUAUGAGAGACUCUGUGAGUGUCACCGGGACAUUCCCCAGUAUAACUCAGUGGAUCGCUGAGGUGCGCGAACCGUCACAUCAUGGUAAGGUCCAGUCUCUUCGUGAUAGCACCAAGAAUGCACGUUAA
Molecule: messenger RNA, 1716 nt
Organism: Opisthorchis viverrini
Lineage: Eukaryota; Metazoa; Platyhelminthes; Trematoda; Opisthorchiida; Opisthorchiidae
Exons: 10
Coding region: 1-1716 (571 amino acids)
Cellular component (GO): cytoplasm; Ragulator complex
Source: RefSeq, a predicted model, not a curated record